CGCUCUCCACAGUCGGCAGCCAUGUGUCCGGCCGCCCCGCGAGCGUCCGCAGUGCAAUUUCUCGCGUUGUGCGCGCUGCUGUGUUCCUUGGCCGGCGCCUGGGAGCUUACCAUUCUGCACACCAACGACGUGCACAGCAGGCUGGAGCAGACCGACGAGGACUCGGGCAAGUGUGUCAAAGCAAGCCUCUGCGUGGGCGGCGUGGCAAGACUCUUCACCAAGGUGAGGCAGAUUCGCAACACCGAGCCCAAUGUGCUGCUCCUGGACGCCGGCGACCAGUACCAGGGCACCAUCUGGUUCACCGUGUACAAGGGCGCCGAGGUGGCGCACUUCAUGAAUGCCCUUUCCUACGAUGCCAUGGCCCUGGGAAAUCAUGAAUUUGAUAAUGGUGUAGAAGGACUGAUGGAUCCACUUCUCAAAGAAGCCCAAUUUCCAAUUCUGAGUGCUAACAUUAAGGCAAAAGAGCCUCUAGCCUCUCAAAUAGCUGGACUCUAUUUGCCAUAUAAAAUUCUUAAUGUUGGUAGUGAAGUUGUGGGAAUUGUUGGAUACACUUCAAGCGAGACCCCUUUUCUCUCAAAUCCAGGAAAGAAUUUAGUAUUUGAAGAUGAAAUCACUGCAUUGCAACCUCAAGUUGAUAAGCUAAAAACUUUAAAUGUGAACAAAAUUAUUGCACUGGGACAUUCUGGUUUUGAAAUGGAUAAACUCAUCGCUCAAAAAGUGAAGGGCGUGGAUGUAGUGGUGGGAGGACACUCCAACACGUUUCUCUAUACAGGUACUCCACCUUCCAGAGAGGUGCCUGCUGGAAAGUACCCAUUCAUAGUCACCUCUGACUAUGGGCAGAAGGUUCCUGUGGUCCAGGCUUAUGCUUUCGGCAAAUACUUGGGCUAUCUGAAGGUUGAGUUUGAUGAAAGAGGAAAUGUCGUCACUUCAUAUGGAAAUCCCAUUCUUCUAAAUAGCAGCAUUCCUGAAGAUCCAAAAAUAAAAGCAGACAUUAACAAAUGGAGAAUAAAAUUAAAUAAUUAUUCUACCCAGGAAUUGGGAAAAACAAUCGUCUAUUUGGAUGGCACCACUCAAUCAUGCCGUUAUAGAGAAUGCAACAUGGGCAACUUGAUUUGUGAUGCGAUGAUUAACAACAACCUUAGACACCCAGAUGAAAUGACCUGGAACCACGUGUCCAUGUGCAUCAUCAAUGGAGGCGCCAUUCGGUCACCCAUCGAUGAGCGGAACAAUGGCACAAUUACCUGGGAGAACCUGGCUGCCGUAUUGCCCUUUGGAGGCACCUUUGACCUGAUCCAACUAAAAGGUUCUACCCUAAAGAAGGCCUUUGAACACAGUGUCCAUCGCCAUGGCCAGUCCACUGGAGAGUUCCUGCAGGUGGGCGGAAUCCAUGUAAUGUAUGACCUUUCCCAAAAACCUGGGAACAGAGUGGUCAGCAUAGAUGUUCUUUGUACCAAGUGUCGAGUACCCACUUACGAGCCUCUCAAGAUGGAUGAAAUAUAUAAGGUGGUUCUCCCAAACUUCCUUGCCAAUGGUGGAGAUUCAUUCCACAUGAUAAAAGAUGAAUUACUAAAACAUGACUCUGGUGAUCAAGAUAUCAGCGUGGUUUCUGAAUACAUCUUAAAAAUGAAAGUAAUUUAUCCAGCAGUUGAAGGUCGGAUCAAAUUUUCUGCAGGAAGUUAUUGCCAAGGAAGCUUUUCUCUAAUAUCUCUUUCAUUUUUGGCAGUGAGCCUUGUUUUAUACCAGUAG
This is a messenger RNA of Orycteropus afer afer, 1746 nucleotides long. RefSeq names its product 5'-nucleotidase ecto (gene NT5E). Gene Ontology annotation, molecular function: nucleotide binding; 5'-nucleotidase activity; metal ion binding. Gene Ontology annotation, cellular component: plasma membrane. Gene Ontology annotation, biological process: AMP catabolic process. Lineage: Eukaryota; Metazoa; Chordata; Mammalia; Tubulidentata; Orycteropodidae. The record is from RefSeq and is a predicted model, not a curated record.